Messenger RNA from Nerophis ophidion (straightnose pipefish), 10801 nucleotides. RefSeq names its product junctional adhesion molecule 3b (gene jam3b). Gene Ontology annotation, molecular function: protein homodimerization activity; protein heterodimerization activity. The record is from RefSeq and is a predicted model, not a curated record. Lineage: Eukaryota; Metazoa; Chordata; Actinopteri; Syngnathiformes; Syngnathidae. The coding region runs from base 85 to 993 and encodes 302 amino acids. Gene Ontology annotation, biological process: angiogenesis; cell adhesion. The transcript is spliced from 9 exons.
CCCUCUCUCUCUCUCUUCCUCUCAAGCCGACGUCAAAUCUCUUCAGGCUACUCUGCGCACAGCCAGCAUAGCAUCGACUCCAAGAUGGCGAAAGCACGCCUGGUUUGUCUCCUGACUCUCCUCUCAACUCACUGCUACUUCAGCGUGUUAGCGGUCGUACUGAGGACAGACAACAACUCACCAUGGACAGAUGAGUUUGACAGAAUUGAAUUAUCGUGUUUGAUCGACUCGAUUUCCACUAACAAUCCCAGAAUCGAGUGGAAAAAGAUCAAAGCUGAGGGACCGAGCUAUGUUUACUUUAACAGGAAGGUUAUAGGUGACUUGGAAAACAGAGCGGUCAUCAGAGAGCCAGCCACGUUGGUGAUAACCAACGCCACCCGAUUGGACACGGCAAAAUACCGCUGUGAGGUCACAGCUGCUGACGACCAGAAGUCUUUUGACGAGAUUGUGAUUGACCUUGUUGUUCGAGUUAAGCCGGUUAUUCCAAAAUGCAGCGUCCCCAAAUCGGUACCUUUCGGGAAGUCAGCAGAGCUGAGUUGUAUAGAGGAGGAGGGUUUCCCGAAGUCUCAGUACCAGUGGUUCAAGAACAAGGAGGAGAUUCCUGACGACCCAAAGAGUAGCCACACAUUCUUCAACUCCUCAUACACACUCGACUCGGAAACAGGAAUUCUGAAGUUCAUCUCUGUCAGAAAAGAGGAUGCGGGCGAGUACUUUUGCCGAGCAAGAAAUGAUGCAGGAUAUGCUGAGUGUCCGCCGCAGAAGAUGGAAGUCUAUGAUAUUGAUAUUGUGGGGAUUAUACUCGGAGUGGUGGUGGUGGUCGUGGUGCUCAUAUGUAUAUCAGCAGGGAUCUACUGUGCAUACAGAAGAGGCUACUUCGCAAGUCAAAAACAGACGGGGAACAAUUACAAAGUUCCAGCAAAAGGCGAUGGCGUGGACUACGUCAGGACUGAGGAUGAGGGUGACUUUCGGCAUAAGUCUUCAUUUGUGAUCUGAACAAGGCGAGAUGACAUUAAGGUGCCAAGUGAAACGUGACGUGCGGGACCGGCAGUCUACGUUUCAUCACAGAGCCGCCACAGUUCAGGCUGCGAGCGCUUGGCAUGACUGAUAUCCAACUUUCCAAAUCCAACAGUUUGCCAAAGGUGACAAGAUUCGACAGGACGACAGUUUGCAAAACAUUUCACAGGUUUUAUUUUUGCCGGCAAUUUUAAAUCUUUUUCUCGGCCGACUUUCAAAUUUUUUGAUGGCAAAACUCAAAAUUCACCAUUAUCAAAAAAAAUCCAGACACAUCACCACACGAUGCUUCAAACUUUUUUUUUCUACUGUUGAAAUUUGUCACUCUAUUUUUGAUGGAAAAUAUUUUAAAUGCCUAUAGAUAAAGGUUUACUUUUUUAAAUAUUUGUAAAAUACUAACUGUGUUUUUUAUUCUAAUUAUUAUUUACUUGUGGGUUUAAACAUGUUACUUUAACUACUUUGCAUUUGCUUGUAUGCAUUUAUACCUUUGCCAUUGGACAAAAAGAAGGACAAACGGAAGUAGCCUCGCGUCAGCAUAUCAACAUGUGGUUCAUGAUCGGCGGUUUAAUUUAACUCUCCGCUGGGAUCGCCCGGGUUCCGUUGUCCGAGACCUCCAGUUUUGUUUGUAGAUAGUCUUAGCGAGAGGCUUUGAAGAGUGCCAGUCAAAUGCUGUGAAACACUGUACAUGAUCAGUGCUGCGUUUUCUUGAUUUUAAGUGUCCUUCUCUGCUUGCUGUUCAAUUUGUAUAUAUCGGAUUUACUGUAAAGAGUGUUGCUGUCACGCCGUACGUUCAGUAUUUAACCGUCAGAAUAUGACAGGCUGUGUAAGUUAACCUUCCAGACCCGAAAACUAACAUGAAGGUACAGUUUACACUAAAAAAUAAGGGCGCACCGAUAUAUUUUCCGAGAACAGCUGCUACGUUACAGAAGGUAGCGGUCGACAUAAUGUGUGGGACAGAAGUGUGGAUUAGAAUUUAUCAUCAGCAUUCUGAGUGGGGCUUGAUGGCAAAUAUGAGAGUAUAGCUUGACAAAAAGUGCAAUGUAAAAAAAAAAAGUCAGUAGAUUUUACUGUACAAUAAAACACUGGUAGCUCACUUUCCAAAAUGUUAUCACAAAAAUAAAAGUAGUACUUUUUUUCCAUUUACAGUAAUGCACUGUAUAAACAACGAUCGUAUAUUUUAUGUAAAAAAAAUUAAAUGGCAGCUUUGUCCCUAGGAUUUUACCUUAAAAAAUGUGGUACCUUUUUCCAUUUACAGUAAUGCACUUUAAAAACAAACAACCAUAAAUGUUAUGAUAAAAAAAAAAGGGCAGUUUCGUUACUAGAAUUUUACAGUAAAAAGAAGUUGUACUGUUUUUCCAUUUACAGUAAGCACUGUAAUAAAGGUUAAAGAUUUUAUAGUAAAAAAAAACAAAAAUCUGGCAGCUCCGUUGCCGGAAUUUUACCUGAAAAAAAAAUGGUUUCCAUUUAUAGUAACGCACUGUAAAUGCAAAAAAAAAAACACGUAGAUUUUAUGGUUAAAAAAACAACUGGUAGCUCAGUCAAAAUGUUUUACCAUAAAAAUAAGAGGUAUAAUUUUUCCAUUUACAGAAAUGCACUGUAGAUUUUACAGUAAAAAAAAAUAUCAGCUCGGUUGCCAGAAUUUUACUGUAAAAAGAACAGUGGUACAUUUUAUGGUAAAAUUCUGGCAACCCAGCUGCAAGUUUUCUUUACCGCAUAAUCUUCAGAAAAUGUCCAGUGUGGCUUUUAUUACAUUGCUCAAGUAAAAUGGAAAAAAUACAACAUACCUAGAGCAUAACAAAUAGCUAAGGUAGAACAAAAAGUAACAUUUGUGUCAGAGGCGAGGCAACAAGACAAGCAGCAAUAGUAGACACAUGAGAAGUGUCGCUCUAAACGCUGGUCGUUUAUACUCAGGAGAGCGGACUUCUAUGGUUUGUCCUUCAAGGUGUUUCUCAGUCAAACACACCAUCAGCAGGUUCGCCAUGUUUUCAUGAAUACAUUUCCACCGUUGAGAUAUUAUUUUAACGCCCAUCGACUCGUUCUGCUUGAGUGUGGUGCAGGCGAGCAGUGCUACUAUGCUCAUACUGCUUUGCCAAGUUUGUGGAUGAGUCCUUUCUUUCACUCCAUGAAUAUCAUCCACUUCUCCCUCUCAGCACUGUCCUUCACACUCACUUUCUUCCUAAGUUACGUCCAUCUCUGGCUGUACUCUAAUGCUAGCGAGUAGGACACGUUGUUUCGGUCGGGUCUUUCAGGGUUCACUGACAUUUGCUACGCCACAUUUCUUGUAGUAUUUUUUUCGGUCAAAUAAGCAACAAAUCUAGCAGCGUUCAGUGUCAGUCUUAAAGCUGGGUGGGACAAUACCGUGGUUUGGGAAGACGCUUUAAAAUUCCAUGCAAUCUGAUUGGUUGAAUGUGAAGUGGAUUAUAAUUGUAUAGUGCUUUUUCCUUUAUGGCUCAAAGCGCUUUACAUUGAUAAACCCAUUUUCUACAUUUAGGCCAGUGUGGCUGCAGCUGGGAGCAAGGUGGGUGAAGUGUCUUGCACAAGGACACAUGGACAGUGACUAUUAUGACGGAAGCUGGGUAUGAACCAGGAACCCUCAAGUUUCUGGCUGGCUGCUCUGCCAUAUAAGCCAUGCCGCCCAUUCAUUUUGGGCAUAAUAAUGCACAAGCAGGUCAACUUUUUCAGUCUUGUAAUUGGCCAAAAUGUUUUUUUUUUGGACAGAAUUUGUUCUAAAACACCAUAGUGAUGAAACUGUUUUUUUUAAACUAUCCAUGUUUAUUUGAGCAUGAACUAAUUUAAAAGCGAUUGCUGGUGUGCCUGGUUGCUCUGUUGAUCUGUAGACAGGAAACAAACAAAAAACACAAAAUAAAAGGCAUGACAGAAAUAAGUUAGUGCGUAAUCCUGCUAACUGACAAACACGUUUAAAAUAGAAGCACAAUAUAUGACCUAGAGAGAAACCUUAUCUAGUAACCUGUUAUCAACACAGCCUAUAUUUAGUUGGCAUCUGCAACAAUGGAAAUGUAUCAGUAAAACACAUAAGAGUAUUAUUUAUAGUUGUGACUUAAAGGGGCGGAGAUCAAAGUUUCUCAAGGGUCUGGAGGGUUGACAAAAUCACUCAUUAUUUUCUGUUGUUUUGUUUAGUCUGUAGUGAAGUACAAUCCGGCAUUUUCCUGCUGCAGCCGCUGUGCUUCAAAACAUGACUAAUUGUCCAGUGGCGGGCGGUGUGCCUCCUUGCUCCGCCCCGUAGCAGAAUGAAGUGGAUGCAGUGUAACAAUAUCCUAUUCAGAGGUGAUAUCAUACACACAAGGCUGAUAGAAAGGUAAGAUGAAACAACAUUGAUGCACGCGGACUCGUGUGUUCCUGAACAGCUGACCACUGCCUGUUUUUUUUGUUGUCAUGCUUCCAAGCGCAGUAAACAAAAACAAGACUAUUUCUGUCAAUUUUAUGCAUACAUAGUUAUGAAUAUUCUCUGUGAGUAUUACUUGGGAUUCUGAUUAUCAGUCAUGGUUAGGAGGACAAAAUUAAUUUGGUGUUUUUGUUCAAAUCAGGGGUGUCCAAAGUGCGGCCCGGGCGCUAUUUUGACUUUUUAUUGACCCUCAGUGAAUUGUCAAAAAAAGAAUUCAUUCUAUUCCAACAAAUCAGUGUCAUCUACUUCUUGUAAAUCCUAGAAUAAACCUACAAGACACGUCUAAACUAUUUAUGUUUGCCAAAGGUUUUUCUAAGCAUUGGAGUGAUAGGAGUGAAUUUUUAGCAUAGAAUUAGCAAAUUCUAGCCAUAUUGCAUUACCGAGAUUCAACAAAACAUUUGUAUUCUAAAAUAAAUGAUUAGGUAAUAGGACUGCUGACAUUUCCCACAACUGAGAAAUGAAUAAGUGAAAUUACUUUCCUUCUUCCCAUGGCCUGCAGAGGACGUGAAUGAUGCAACUUCCUGUCUAGAUCAUGUGACUUGUGGAAUGUUCCACAUUUUAAAGGGGUGUUGUUGGGAGAGGACUAAGUGAAAACCUAGAGACACAACUAAAGUGUGAAUUUUAACUAUAUUGUUUUAAGAAAACAAGCUUAAGGAGGAACUGCACUCUUUUUUGGAAUUCAGCCUAUCAUUCACAAACAUUAUGAGAACAUGCUUUUUGCGGUUUAACAUACAAAAAUCGUCUCGAUUUUGGCGGCCAGCACUGCAGCUAAUGGAAGCAAUCAAUUCUGCCUCUUAAAUCACUUCUUAAAACAUUCAAAAACUGUCAACAAUACUUAAUUUAUGUUUCGUAACCUGUAUAAUAACCGAGCAGCAGCGACAUUGUUAUUUUAGGAGUGAAAACUGAAGAACUUUUUUUCCAGCAUAGUAACACAUCGCCAUGCUACGGUAUUAGCCAGAAAAGCUAGCUAUGGAAAGAGAUAAACUAGCUUCUACGUCAACACAAAACGCGUUUGAGUUUGUAAUGCACAAUGCAAUGCGAUAGGACUGAAAAACAUGAACAUCAUAUUAUAGUAUCUGUAAAGUAUUAGCCCAUAUUUCAUGUUUUGUUUGUAUGUACUGUAGUUGUAAUAACACGCAUGACGUGCUACAUGUGUCAUGUACAAUAACAAAGUGUAACUCUCUCAAUGCAUAGUUGUGCGUUGGGUCCAGCUGGCUAUGGAAUUUUUUUCCGGUUUAUUUGGGUAACCGCUACAUUUAUGUCGAAAAAGCACGGGUCAAGUUUAGGUCUGGAUAUCGUUUAAAAAUGUCCGAUACCAGUACCCUUAAAACGAUACCAAUACUGAGUACUUCAUUCGAUAUUAAUCAUGUGAAAAUAAUGCAACGUGUUGCGUGAUUGUCACCACUCCCCAUUCAACACUUUUACACAAAUACAUUUUGAAAGUGAUGAAAUAUUUACCAAAUAAUUGUACAAACAUGUACAACAAAGUAUUAUUUCGGCUGUGUAAUUAACAAGCAAGCUAAGCUAGCGUUAGCUCACAUGCCGAAGACAUGCCCAAAACGAUUUACUUGACAAUACAUGUUUUAACACACAAAGGACGGCUACUUUUAACAUAGUACCCAUUUAUUACCUGAAGUUAUUGACAGUUGAGCAGUGUUCUGUUGAGAUGACGAUGCUGGUGUUGUAGAAGCCGGCUUUUAUAAACAUAGUACAGUUCUCCACCCUUAAAGGCCUACAGAAAUGAGAUUUUCUUAUUUAAACGGGGAUAGCAGGUCCAUUCCAUGUGUCAUAAUUGAUCAUUUCGCAAUAUUGCCAUAUUUUUGCUGAAAGGAUUUAGUAGAGAACAUCCACGAUAAAGUUCGCAACUUUUGCUUGCUAACACAAAAGCCCUGCCUUUACAGGAAGUAGCAGACGAUGACGUCACAUGUUGAUGGCACCUCAUAUAUUCACAUUGUUUUUAAUGGGAGCCUCCAACAAAAACAGCUAUUCGUACUGAGAAAACGACAAUUUCCACAUUAAUUUGAGCAAGGGUGAAAGAUUCGUGUUUGAGGAUAUUGAUAGCGACCGACUCCCAAAAAAAAAAAAAGCGAUUACAUUGAGACGGAUUCAGAUGUUUUUAGACACAUUUACGAAGAUAAUUCUGGGAAAUCCCUUAUCUUUCUAUUGUGUUGCUAGUGUUUUAGUGAGUUUAAUAAUAACUGAUAGUCGGAGGCGUGUGUCCACGGCCGGGUGUUGACGCGCAGUGUCUCAGGGAAGUGAACGGCAGCUGUAUGGGCGGCACAAGCUCAGCUGAUCUCCGGUAAGAAGCGACUUUUUACCACAAUUUUCUCACCGAAACCUGCUGGUUGACAUUCGGUUGGGAUCCAUGUUCGCUCUGAUCCAUAGUAAAGUUUCACCUCCGUGAAUUUUAAACAAGGAAUCACCGUGUGUUUGUUUGGCUAAAGGCUAAAGCUUCCCAAGUCCAUCUUUCUACUUUGACUUUUCCAAUAGUAAUUGAACUAAUUGCAAAGGAUUCAGCGACACAGAUGUCCAAAAUAUUGUGUAAUUAUGCGGUUAAAGCAGAUGACUUUUAGCUGUGUGUGUGUGCAGCGCUCAUACUUCCUAAAAACCCGUGACAUCACGCGUACACGUCAUCAUUACGCGACGUUUUCAAGAAAAAACUCCCGCGAAAUUUAAAAUUGCAAUUUAGUAAACUAAAAAGGCCGUAUUGGCAUGUGUUGCAAUGUUAAUAUUUCAUCGUUGAUGUAUAAACUAUCAGACUGCGUGGUGGGUAGUAGUGGGUUUCAGUAGGCCUUUAAGUUUGCUCCGUGCCUGAUGAGGUGUGUAGUACAACCAUACCUAUGACCGUUUCGCUGCCGGCAUCUCGGAAUGAUGAUCAGCCAAUUCCGCACUGCUACAACUCGCUUCACCGUCAUACAAACUAUUGUUGUUGCUGUGGUGAAUCGCUGUGAGCAAAACCAUAGAAACAGUCAUUUUUUCUUGAUCUGGAUACAAAAAGGACCGAUCACAGGUAUCGUUUGACAGACACAGUUUUGAUACUACUUGGUAUCUGGUUGUUUCGGUCGAUACCUUAAAGGUAUCGGAUACCGAUACCCAGCCCUAGUCAAGUUCCACAUUUUCAGUGCCAAAGUAACUUUCAGCUCACUGUCUCGGCUUCAGUCUGCUCCAGCGUUUCGCCCUUCCUUCGUGCUCGCUUUGAGACGCAGUAGUUCAUCCUCAGGUAAGGUUGGGAAUGUGGUAAUCUGAAUUUUCCUUGCUCAUUUCUGUUUUCAAUUGCACACCAUAUUUACUCCCCCUCUCAUCCACAGUAUGGAGUGCAGCUGGCGCGGGGCAGAAGCACACACCAUGAAAAUACUACUAGGAUAAAUGACCAAAACUAAACAAAAAGCGCUAGACACGGCUAGGAAUAAUACAGACUGAGAAAAUGUAAAACAGAGGAGCAAAUUACUAAAUAAAAACGCUGGACGAGGCUAGGAAAAAUACUUCAUGAAAAGAGUGAAACAGAUAAAUUGAAUGUAAACUAAAGGCGCUAGACAAGGCUAGGUAUUGUAUACAGGCAAACCUGUGAGAUGCACGAGCCAAACUUGAGAGUUUGCUAGUGAGACGAGAUAGGACGCAUGCAAAUAGCAACAGCGUUGACCACAAAGUUCCGGCGCUAACAGGCCGUCAGCACCCAGGUUGUAUAGGGCAGUGGUUCUCAAAUGGGGGUACGUUUACCCCUGGGGGUACUUGAAGGUAUGCCAAAGGGUACGUGAUAUUUUUUUUAAAUAUUCUAAAAAUAGCAACAAUUCAAAAAUCCUUUAUAAAUAUAUUAAAUAAUAUUUCAACAAAAUAUGAAUGUAAGUUCAUAAACUGUGAAAAGAAAUGCAACAAUGCAAUAUUCAUUUUUGUGGACAUGUUCCAUAAAUAUUGAUGUUAAAGAUUUCUUUUUUUGUGAAGAAUUUUUUUUAAAUGAAGUUGAUGAAUCCAGAUGGAUCUCUUACAAUCCCCAGAGGGCACUUUAUGUUGAUGAUUACUUCUAUGUGUAGAAAUCUUUAUUUAUAAUUGAAUCACUUGUUUAUUUUUCAACAAGUUUUUUGUUAUUUUUAUAUCUUUUUUUUCCAAAUAGUUCAAGAAAGACCACUACAAAUGAGCCAUAUUUUGCACUGUUAUACAAUUUAAUGAAUCAGAAACUGAUGACAUAGUGCUGUAUUUUACUUCUGUAUCUCUUUUUUUCAACCAAAAAUGCUUUGCUCUGAUUAGGGGGUACUUGAAUUAAAAUCUGUUCACAGGGGAUACAUCACUGAAAAAAGGUUGAGAACCACUGAUACAGGGCACCCUAAUCAACUUCAGGUGUGCACUCCAUACUGUGGAUGAGAGGGGGGGUAAAUAAGGUGUGCAAAUAAAAACAGAAAUGAGCAAGGAAAAUUCAGAUUACCACAGGGAAUCCUCAUUUGUCCAGAAAUAGUCGUCUUCGUUUUCUUUAGUACCAGGUCUGCCAUGAUUAGAACACACACUUGCAUUGCCAGAAGUCGGAAGUGUUCUGGCAAUGAUUGCAAUGACCAAAAUAGGGUAAAUAUUGAACAUAUUGUUAUGAACGUGUCUGUCGCUACACAGACUUGCAGUGUGUACUGUAUAUAAAACGUUGAUGGGUUUUGAAGUUGUUUUAGGUGGCUUUGAAGGCUACAAUGGUGACUCCCAUUAGCCACGUUUUCCAAGUAUUUUUUAAUCAUUUUUAAAAUCUUAAAAAGAAAAGAAAAUGCGUGUGUUCUUGUUUCUCUAAUGAUUGUGAAUGAUAGGCCAAAUUUCCCCAAAAAGUGUAGUGCAUUUUGGUCAGCGGCGGUAGGAAACAAGUGCUAUUUUCGGGGUUUAAUCUAGUAGAAUUAGUCAAACAGAAAACACUGGUAGGUAUGAACAAUACUAACCUGUUUAUUAUCAACCAUCUGGAAUUGACCUACGCUAUCUUUAAGUUGAAGUGGACUGGUAUUUAGGUUUUUUUGUCGACAUCGAGUGGCCACAAUAAUUCCUGAAGCUAAGUUCGCGACGCAGUACGUUGAAAGAUGCGGACACAUUUGUUACUGGAUACUUUCUAAUAAGUCUGCCUUGGAGAUUUUGUAUGUGUAAGUAAUAUGUCAUCAUAUUUAUUUGAUACAUGUUUAUGUUGACAAAUGUGCUGUUUUAGAGUGAAAUGUUGUUUUUAAUUCUGUACACCUACGGUCUGGCUUGUCUGCUAUUGUGUGCUCAGCUGUUGUGUAGCUGCUAGCUCUUAGUAGCCUAUAGUCUACUAUGUUUACCUUUUGUAAAUGAGUAAAAUACAAGAAAAGACCAACCUUGUGUGCUUAUUGGAGGACAUUUAGAUGUCAUAUACUUGCGUUGGAGAUUUUAGAUGCAACGUGAUAUUGUUUGUUUCUGUUAAUAUUGGACCGAUAUCAAUAUCAGAUUAAGGCACCACUUACUCAUUUCCCAAUGCUCAAGGUAGUUUAGAUUAUGAUUUUAAAUUGCAUUUAUUGAAUACAAAAUGAGAUCAGUUUGCAGAACACUUUUCUUAAAAAAUAUUUUUUUACAGAUUGGUCAUUUAUAUUUGCUUGUUUUGUCACCUGUAACACAUGUUUUGUUCAGAUAUCCUAUUAUGUUUUGACCAACGUUGGAUUAGUUUUAGCAACUUAAAUGUACAAAAUGUAGCCAUGUGGCUUACGCGUCCUAUUUUUUCUCUACUCAGUGGCCCGUCUGUGCUUCAAGUUUGGACACCCAUGUUUUAAAUAUUAAACUACCAACAACAAGAAACAGCUAAAAUGAGUUUACCACAAAUUCAUUUCAGUUGACUGAUGGAUGAAGAUUGAGGUAUUUCAGUCACGCACACAAACACACACACAAACACAAACACACACACACUCUUCAUUUAUACAAAUUUCAUUCCUCCCAAGUGCCUUCUGCCUUUUUAAAAUAGAUCGCCCACUUCUCUGCGUGAGCGUUCAUAUUUUGCAUCCACUUACUUGGCGUUUGAGAGGAAUGAUAGCACUGCAAAAUUCAUGCGCAAAUUUGUAAAUAUGUUGGGGUUUUUUCAUAGAUUAGACUCGACAUGCUGAAGUAGACCAAGGAAUAUAUUAGUGCCUAAAUAAAUAUAGUGGAGGGGAAAUAUUUUUGGUGAGGACACAUCACAGUAUCCAGCAAAAGAAUAUCCAAAGCAGGUUUGUCAUGUGGAAAGUUGUGUGACAUAUUCACAAUCUUUGGACAGAUGCUAUCAACAUGUUUAAGGGCAAUCUCAACCAAGCUGGCUUUGUACUUUGUCUUUUAUUAUUCACUCUUGUCUGAUUUUUGAGGUCUGAACUCAUGAAGUAAAAUGUCUUGGAUCAUUGUCCAUUCUCAAACCACUUUAUUUGUGAUGAAUAAAACUCACUUCCAAUAUCA